Messenger RNA from Brassica napus (rape), 3990 nucleotides. Its product is annotated as protein ANTAGONIST OF LIKE HETEROCHROMATIN PROTEIN 1. Lineage: Eukaryota; Viridiplantae; Streptophyta; Magnoliopsida; Brassicales; Brassicaceae. Bases 2600 to 3874 code for a protein of 424 amino acids. The transcript has 5 exons. The record is from RefSeq and is a predicted model, not a curated record.
GUGCACCAAUGUGCCAUUUGAAAUUGCUAGUUGUCUAUGAUUGAGAUUCACAAAGAUUAUCAUCCCAAUUUAUUAUGUUCAAGACUUGGAUAAUAAUACAGUUAACUGACUUGUACAAGUUAGGGUUGCCAAAUUAUUAUUUUUGCUUGAUGCUUAACAAGGGAUUCGUGAUUGAAGAUAAUCAACAGACUUGAAUCCUCUGUUUUUUGGAGAUCGCCGUGGUGGUGAAUCUCUGAAAUAGCCAACUGCAUACAUUAACAAAACUGAUGUAAGAAAUCCACAAGAACAACCUUAUGACUACAGCUUCCCAUGGAACUGUUGCUUCUUUCUCCUCUUCAUCUUCUUCUUUUGGCAGCUGCUCUGUCCGUGUUCUGGAGCAUGAUACUUGAAUUUGCGUUCCGCAGAUUUUGCUGUUGUUCGCAUAAAUGUUUGGAUCGUUUAAUCUGUCGAGCUGAGAGCUCCCAGGGAUUCUACCUGAAAGCUUGUUGUUGCUCAAAUCCAAAACAUCCAGCUCGCUGAGCCUGGACAACGUUUGCGGGAUUUUGGCCGAGAGGUUGUUGUACGAAACGUCUAAGAUCUCUAGCUUCUUGAGACCUCCAAAACUGUGUGGGAUCAAUCCAGAGAUGUCGUUUUGUGAGAGGUUCAAAAGCUUCAGGCUCUUGAGAUUGCCUAAAGAAGUUGGGAUUUCUCCUGAGUAGUUUGUUCUUGGAGAGGUCUAAGACAGUUGUGCUGUUCGUUUGGUUACCGCAGCUACCUGCGUCUGCGGCUGCGGCGAUUUUUUUAAAAAUCUUGUUCGUUUGAUUGACGCUGAUACCUGCGUUUGACGUCGAGACCUGCAUUUGACGCCGUAAAAUCCCACGGUCGUAAAUUGUGCGUCUAUUUAACCUAUUUAGAAUUCUGUCCUUAACCUAAUUAAUUAUUUACAAAAAAACCUAAAUCUAAUUGAAGCAGAUGCAGCUCUUCUCCCAUUGACGCAGAACUCUCUCCCAUCUCUCUCGAUCUCUUUCUCCAUCUCUCGAUCUCUCUAUCUCCAUCUCUCUCGAUCUCAAGCCCUCUCUCCAUCACGAGCCCUCUAUCCAUCUCAAGCUCUCUCUCCAUCUCUCUCUGUCACGAGCUCUUUCUCCAUCUGCAAGUGUGAGAUGACUUGAUGGUGCAAUGCGAGGAUUCGAGCUAUGUAUCCAUCACGCAAACCCAUCUCAAGCUCUCUCUUGAUCUCUGGCACUGACCCAUCUCCGAGUUCUCUCUCUCUCUCUCAAUCUCCGACCUCGAGCUCUCUCUCUUUGUGUUUCCCUGGAAAAGCUGUUUGAGUGUCAAUCGGUGGCUCUGCUGCUCUUGCACUAGCUGAGUGGAGCUCUCUCUUCUCCAUAGCAUCUCGAAGCUCUCUCUUCUCCAUAGACAGAUCUCUCAAGCUCACACUCUCUCUCAGACCCUCUCAAGUCUUCAGGUCUCAGACCCUCUCAAGUUCAAGGAGACAUACUUUGUUUGCAGCUAGCCUUCUUCACCAGAUAAAGCAGCCUUGAAUCUAGCUCCACUCGCGGUCAUAGUCUUUAAGGAGUGUCCUGGGAUUAGAAAAUCCGUAUGUAAAGAGAUUGAUAACAUGGAUAUGUUUGAAGCGGAAUUUGGUGGUGUGGUAUUAACUGGAGCUGAAGGAUGGAACGCUCAACAUGGAGAAACAAGUUUGGAUUCUAGAGUGGGUGGAGAUGAUGGUGGUGAUGAAGCUGAUUCUCAGCCAGCAGCUCAGGCUCAUUCUGGGAGUUCGAGAAGAAAAAGAAAGCGUAAGGAAAAAGAUAUGGUUGUAGAGGCUUGUGUGAAACGGACUGAGGCUCUUGAGGUGAAGAACAAGAUAGCGGAACGCAUGUUGGAGCGUCAAGAAGCUUCUAGUGUUGAGAAUGUGUUAGAGAUACUGUAUGCAUUGCCUGAAGUGAGAGAGUGGUCUCCAUUAUAUGAAGCAGCAUUAGAACUUCUUAUAGAUAGUGAAGGGAAUCGAAGAGCUUUUAUAACCAUGAAGACAGAUGAAGCUAAGAUUAGGUUUCUUGAGCUUAGGACCAAGAUAAAACGUGAUGAUUGAGUAGUUUGUGAGUUUGGUCUAGUCUUUUUUGUGUGAUCUUGCUGGAACUAGUAUGGAGUUUAGUACUAGUCUUUUUUUGUGAUCUUGUUGGUCUGAUCUUUGUAUGAAAACUCUGCCUUUUGUGGCUUUAUAAUCUUUAUAGUCUUAUAUCCAGUUAUGUGAUCUUGUUGGUCUGUUUUUUAUAAUUUUGAUUGAAUAGUUUCUUUUUGGUUGAAGGCACAGAACAUGUCUUUGAGUCUUACUGAUUACAGGUUACAGUCUUUGGUCUGAUCUUGUUGCAUGAAUGUAUACUGGUUUGUUCUUUGAGUCUUACAGGUUACUGGUUUGUUAAACAUGGCGAGUCUCGAGUCUUGGUAAUAUAUAUGACAUGACCAGUCUUUGGUCUGAUUUUUGCUUGGUUAAAUGUGUUCAUGAUUUGGUCUUGUUAUCUUGUUUUCAUUUUGAGUAUCAGAUAUUGGUCUUGUUACAGUUUACAGCAAACAUAUUGAUGAUGAUUUAUUAAAUAUGCUUUUGUAGAUGCUUGAAAGAUGAAUGUUGGAAGAUGAGGAUGAUGAUUAUGAUGAUGAACUUGGUUUGUUUGAUGUGCCUAUUACGGAGAGAUUGAGUCAUAGAACAGAUCGAGGAGCAGGAUGGCGACAUAUUCAACAACUGAUGUAUGAAUCUGAUCAGCAAUGUUAUGACAUUCUUCGAAUGAACCAAAAGACUUUUGAAGCUUUGUGCAAGAUGCUAGCUGAGCGAUAUGGAUUGAAAGAGACUCACCAUGUCUACCUUGAGGAAUCUGUCGCAAUGUUUCUCGAGACUGUUGGUCAAGAUAAGACGAAGCGAAAUAUUGCUGCAAGGUAUCAAAGAUCAGUGGAUACGGUCCAAAGAAAGCUUGAUGAAGUUUUGAGUGCUCUUCUCAAGUUUGCGGAGGAUACACUAAGACCACAAGAAGGCGAGUUUGGAAGAGCAAGUCCUGUUUUGAGGAAUGAUGAUCAGUAUUGGCCUCAUUUCAGAGAUUGUAUUGGAGCACUUGAUGGAAUAAAUGUCCCGGUUCGCCCUCCAAGUCAGAAUGCAGAAGCAUAUAAUGGCAGAAAGCAAGGAUCUACAAUGAAUGUUCUUGUUAUAUGUAACUUCGAUAUGAAGUUCAUAUAUGCAUAUGUCGGUGUACCUGGUAGAGCAAAUGAUUCGAAGGUCUUGACUCAUUGUGCGAGGAAUGAGGCUUCUUUCCCACAUCCUCCUCCUGGAAAGUAUUAUCUAGUUAACUCCGGAUAUCCGACGAGGACAGGUUAUCUUGGUCCGCAUCGUAAUAUGCGAUUUCAUCUUGGUCAAUUUGCUACAGGAGGACCGCCAGUUAGUGCACGGGAGUUGUUUAACCGAAAGCAUUCAGGUCUGCGAUCAGUGAUUGAGAGGACAUUUGGUGUAUGGAAAGCAAAAUGGAGGAUUUUGGAUCGUAAGCAUCCAAAGUAUGGUCUGGUCAAGUGGAUUAAGCUGGUGACAGCGACGAUGGCGCUACACAACUUCAUACGUGAUUCACAUCGGGAAGAUCAUGAUUUUGUACAAUGGCAAAGUGAUGAUGAUGGAGAUGGAGAAGGAGAAGAAGCUGAUAGUGACGGUGAUGAAGAAGAAGGUGAUGAUGAUGAUGAUGAUGAUGAUGAUGAUGAUGAUGAUGAUGAUGAUGAUGAUGAUGAUGAUGAUGAUGAUGAUGAUGAUGAUGGUGGUGGUGGUGGUGGACAUUUUGUAUAUGAGCCGACCGGUGAUAGAGCGAUGGAAGCUUUGCGUGAUAACAUCACAAAUGAGUAUGGUAGAGGUCGUUUACCGUAUUAAAUGUUUUAGUUAAUGACUUUUUUUUUUGCUUAUAAGUUUGAUUAUCAUUUAUAUGUGAUAUUUAUUAAGACUUUAUGUUUUUUUUUAUCAACCAAUUUGAUGUAUUAUUUAGCUUU